AUUAAAAGGAGUCUGUCUCUAUCUCUUCGUGCAUUCCUGCAAGAGUAGGCAUUGACAGGUGCACAGUAAGUUACACUGUAGCCUGAAAUAAUUUACAAUACACUGAGUGUAUUAUAAACACUGGACUGACGACCAAGAAACAGGAGCAAUGAAAAAGGGUAUUCUGGAGCGCCUGGAUGCGGGGGAGGUGGUGAUAGGAGACGGGGGAUAUGUGAUUGCUCUAGAGAGAAGGGGCUAUGUUAAGGCUGGUCACUGGACGCCAGAGGCCGCUGUGGAGCAUCCUGAUGCAGUGAGACAGAUCCACAGGGAGUUCCUGAGGGCAGGGGCCAACAUUAUACAGACCUUCACCUUCUACUCCAGUGACGAUAAACUUGAGUUAAGUGGCAAUGUCACCAACAUUACAGGUCAACAAAUCAACGCGGCCGCCUGUGACAUCGCCAGGGAGGUGGCCAAUGAGGGGAAUGCUCUAGUAGCGGGGGGCGUCUCUCAGACCCCAGCCUAUAGUGGCAGCAGCAGUGAGAAGGAAGUGAAGGCCGUCUUCAAGAAACAGCUAGACGUGUUCAUCAAAAAAGAUGUGGACUUUCUAAUUGUGGAGUAUUUUGAGCAUGUGGCAGAGGCCGAGUGGGCAGUGCAAGUUCUGAAGACCAGUGGGAAGCCAGUGGCUGCCACCCUUUGCAUCUCCCCAGAGGGAGACAUUGAUGGGGUUACCCCAGGGGACUGCGCAGUCAGGCUUGUGAAGGCUGGGGCACAGAUUGUUGGAGUCAACUGCCAUCUGGACCCACUGAUUUGUGUAAGGACAGUGAAGCUGAUGAAGAACGGGUUGGAGGCUGCCAAACUGAAGGCCCACCUUAUGGUUCAGCCCCUGGGUUUCCACACACCAGAGUGCAACCAUACCGGCUACCUCAGCCUGCCCGAGUUUCCUUUUGCAUUGGAGACAAGGGCAAUGACCAGGUGGGAUAUGCAGAAGUAUGCCAGGGAGGCUUACAAAGCAGGGAUCCGUUACAUCGGAGGCUGCUGCGGGUUUGAGCCCUACCACAUCCGGGCUGUUGCAGAGGAGCUGGCCCCAGAGAGAGGUUUCCUGCCCCCAGCGUCCGAGAAGCACGACCUGUGGGGCAAAGGCCUGGAAAUGCACACCAAACCCUGGGUCCGGGCCAGGGCUCGGCAGGAAUACUGGGAAAACCUUCUGCCGGCAUCAGGGCGACCAAAGUGCCCCUCGAUGGCAACUCCUGAUGCUUGACCACCAGCAAGAAAAUACAGCUGCAAAACAAUGCAAAUCUAAUCAUCAAUCAAUCAAUCACUAAUCAUCAGUUCUCAUCACAGGCAAAGCUAAUACGCAAACACGUACAACCAUGACAACUUUUAUAUUCCUUUUUUUCACAUGCAAUGAAUAAUCAAACACAAUGUGAGAGAUAUUGCUCUAUUCUUGUACUCUGAAUAUGUAACCCCAAUAAAGAAAUCUCAGAGA
Clupea harengus (Atlantic herring) is the source of this 1465-nucleotide messenger RNA. Its product is annotated as betaine--homocysteine S-methyltransferase 1-like. NCBI's taxonomy places the organism in Eukaryota, Metazoa, Chordata, Actinopteri, Clupeiformes, Clupeidae. Gene Ontology annotation, cellular component: cytosol. Gene Ontology annotation, biological process: L-methionine salvage. The record is from RefSeq and is a predicted model, not a curated record. Gene Ontology annotation, molecular function: zinc ion binding; betaine-homocysteine S-methyltransferase activity.